This is a messenger RNA of Ixodes scapularis (black-legged tick), 1833 nucleotides long. Its product is annotated as peroxynitrite isomerase THAP4. The coding region runs from base 125 to 1393 and encodes 422 amino acids. The transcript is spliced from 2 exons. The record is from RefSeq and is a predicted model, not a curated record. Lineage: Eukaryota; Metazoa; Arthropoda; Arachnida; Ixodida; Ixodidae. Gene Ontology annotation, molecular function: sequence-specific DNA binding.
GUUUGUCUACUUGAUCGAAAAGGUGAUGGAUGCGCGGGAUGCACGCGUUCAAAAUGGCGCCUGUCUAAUGCUGUCGGUGAGGGGCUGAACCGAGGUGUCAUCAACAAUGACCACCUAAUGUGAAAUGCCAGCGAGUUGCGCUGCCUGCAGAACUCGAUACCAGCACGGCAGCAACGUCACCUUCCACAACUUCCCGGCGAGGGAUCACUGGUGCUUGGUACAAUGGUCAGCCUUCACGGGUAAAGGCGAAGAUUGGCGGCCCACACGAUUCCACCGACUGUGUUCGCGUCACUUCGAGCCGCGCUGUUUCAACGUCCUCAACGGGAAGUCCUACCUCCGCCCGGGAGCCUUGCCAACUCGCAACAGGCCCUCGAGCCACACGCACAACAAGCGAAGCCUGAGAGGCAGGAAGCGGACGGCUCCAGAGUUACUCACCAAGAUACCUGGAGCGACUCCAGCGACCACCCCAACGCGCGGUAAAGUCGUCAUGGAGAAGGCCAAGUCAAUCCUGCAGAGGGUCAAACCCGCUUCGAAGGAGGUUGGGCAACCCGAGAUGGCUGCCGUCAAGGGUACGAGCCCUACUGCCCGCAGUAACGUUCCAGAGGCAAGGGGUCCCCGACAGUUCGUGCCACCGACGCGAAAAGUCACGAGCACGCAGGAGACGAUACCGGAAACACCGGAGAAGAGACCAAUCAUAAUCCACGUUACAUCGCUCAGCACGAGUCCUUCUUCGCAGCGUCCGUCGCGCCUCAAGCGUCGACCAGUGAAACUGCGUUCGGGCGAGUUCGAAGAGGGCGCCCCCCUUGCAAAGUCCAGCCGGCGACUGCGGCACGCCGAGCAGCCGCCUCCCGUUGGCGCGGAGUCCAGUUCUGAAGCCGAUCCGGACGCCGAAUCCGAGCCAGAAGCCGAGCUUCCACCCGAUCACGAAUCCGAUCUCGAAGAGGAGGUCGAGUACAUUCCGGAUGACUACGAUUCGGACGUGGAUGCGCCAGAAGUCGUCGAAAAUGUCGCCAAAAAGCCGGCUUCCCCUGUGAAAGUCGUUACGGUUCGGGCUGGAGAAUCUUUGCUGAUCUCGAAAAGAAAUCCGCCGAACGCGACACCUUCGGCGGCGGCAUCUUCGGCCGUUGUAGGAAGUUCCCCGGCCAAAGUUGUGGCGGGCAGCGAUUCGGCGUCCUCUGUUUCACAGUUGCAGGCUGAUCUGGCCCGGGAGCGCACCAAAAACGAGGAGCUGACGAUGCAGUUCAACAAGGCAAAGACGGUGAUCGAAGGCCAGUGCCGGAACAUCGUCGCCCUCGAAGAGACGAUCAACUCGCUCCGGCAUCGGCUCGUCCAGAUGAGCGCGAAGUGCCGGAGCGAUGCAGCACCCGCAGAUGCCGAGAAGGUUGCCAAAUAAACGCUGUUGUGCCGGCAGUGAGAUGCCACAAGUUUCGUCCCGCCUGUUUCAACAGAAAACAUAUUCAAAUUUCAACAUACCCCUAGCCUUAAGACUGGGAGGAGUAAAGGCACACCUGUACCCUCAAAAUUAUGAACAGUGUGAGAUUAAUAGCGAUACGAGGCAAUCUCAUAAAGGUGCACCCUCUACGACUAAUGCCUUGAACACUCGACAACGUGCAAGCUAAAGCGAAGUGGCUCUUUUGUUUUUAGUAUGUGCCUAUCUAGAGGGAGGUAAAAUGCAAGAAUGCUCUUGGGCCUAAGACAAUUUCCCUAAAGCUACACGCUUUUUGCCCAAGGAAACAUUUAAAAGGCACGCUGCAACUGUGGCAAAUAUCUCGGCAACGGCUUGCACUGGAUGAUGCUGUCGCAAAGUAAAAAUAAAGGCACUGCAUACCAAAA